UCAGCAUUGAGCAUAUGCACCGCAUGGUCUGUAAUGUUCCCAGUCUGUGGAGUGUGGAACUGGAAGCGAGAGUGAAAAUAACCGGCGAAGUGCGAACAUUACAGAUCUACGAUCGUCAUGUUCUCCACUGUGAAGUUUCUAAAGACGGGAAAGUUACUGACAAACUAUCUGUGCCAUGAGGGUGCGAAAGGUUUCCACAUGCAAGUGGUGUCUCAACAAGGCAGAUCUCUUGGGAACAAAUGGCUCCUUCUGAAAAGAAAUCAGACAGCGGUGCCCUACGGCCUUGCUGGUUCCUUCAAAUUCGAAAGCACCGAUGCCAAGGCUUCGGUGCUGGAUUCGAUUCCCGAACCACCGCCGCUCCCCCCGCCAACACCGAGUAUCGAGCAAAUUUCUCAAUGGAUCGAAUCGGUGGAUAAUCAGGUCAUUAAGAGUGGAAAUUGUCUUAAUGAUAAAGUGGCCUUUCUAGACAUGAAUAAUCAGCCUUCACAACAAAAUCCUGGAGAUUAUCAGAUCUUACAAGAGCUGGAGAUUUUACCUAAAGAGGUUGUACAGCAAACGUCAGAGUCAACUGAUGCUGAGGUCUUGCACAUUUCUGAUGAAUCUUCUACAAAUGUUAACGAAACGGCUUUCAACAGUUUUGAUGAAUCUCUUAGAGAUGUUAAUGAAGUGGCCUUGCACAAACAGGACAUUUUCAAGACACACCAGGAAAAUGUUCCAAUGGAGGUCAUUCCUGAGCCCCCAGUUGUACCGCAGGACUUGCCUGGAUCUAUAUAUAAGCUUGCUGGGGAGCCAACAUUUGAGAGUUUAGGCUUGGGAGGUUGGUCGCCAGUCGGCAUAAUCCAGAAUUGCAUGGAAUUUCUCCAUGUAACGUGCGAUUUGCCAUGGUGGGGGUCAAUAGUGAUCGGCACGGUUGUUGUUAGGACCUUGAUGUUUCCUCUCGUUAUCGUAUCUCAAAGAAACGCCGCCAAAAUGAACAACCAUCUUCCUGAGAUGCAACUAAUUCAGUUGAAAUUGACGGAGGCCAGGCAGAGAGGGGACCGACUUGACGCUGCUAGAUAUGCCAACGAAAUGAUGUUUUUUAUGAGAGAAAAAGGUCUAAAUCCUAUAAAGAACUUGUUAGUCCCACUAGCGCAGGCACCCUUAUUUAUUUCAUUCUUCAUGGGCUUAAGAAAGAUGGCAAAUCUUCCAGUGGAAAGCUUAAAAGUUGGAGGUCUCUACUGGUUUGCAGAUUUAACAGUUCCCGAUCAGUUUUAUCUUUUACCAAUAAUCACUUGCGCCACUUUAGCAAUAACAAUUGAAGUUGGCACAGAUACGGCUCGCCUGAAUUCUUCAAAUAUGGGAUUGUUCAAAUAUUUGAUACGAGCACUUCCACUUGUUGUUUUUCCUUUUACUAUCAAUUUUCCAUCGGCUAUACUUGUUUACUGGGCAUCAUCGAAUUUUAUUUCUCUGCUUCAAGUCGCCACUCUCAGGAUUCCCCGGGUGAGGGAAUAUUUUAACAUAGAACAGUUGAUAAAGCAUAAUCCGAAAGAACUACCUGUGAAAGACGAGGGCUUUGUCAAAGGAGUCAAAGAAUCUUGGACGAAUUUAAAGAUCACAAAAGAACUUGAAGACAGGCAGCGAGCUGAUGAAAUCAAUUUUAUAAGAUCAGGAAGGGGCCCAAUAAGGAAGACAUUCAAAUACGACCCUACGAAGCCAAUCCUACCAAAUAACAUGGUUCAUGCAAAGAAAAGAAAUGAUUAACUUCAUACUCACAAAAAAUCUGUAAAUAACUGUAGCCUAAGAUUGUAUAGUUUUAAUGUUAACUAAAUAUAUUGAUUAUGUUUGUUGAUUA
Messenger RNA from Cimex lectularius (bed bug), 1831 nucleotides. It is a transcript of the gene OXA1L, whose product is annotated as mitochondrial inner membrane protein OXA1L. The transcript is spliced from 21 exons. Gene Ontology annotation, biological process: mitochondrial respiratory chain complex IV assembly; protein insertion into mitochondrial inner membrane from matrix. The record is from RefSeq and is a predicted model, not a curated record. NCBI's taxonomy places the organism in Eukaryota, Metazoa, Arthropoda, Insecta, Hemiptera, Cimicidae. The coding region runs from base 118 to 1740 and encodes 540 amino acids. Gene Ontology annotation, molecular function: membrane insertase activity. Gene Ontology annotation, cellular component: mitochondrial inner membrane.